This is a messenger RNA of Monosiga brevicollis MX1, 864 nucleotides long. RefSeq lists its product as uncharacterized. The record is from RefSeq and is a predicted model, not a curated record. The transcript has a single exon. Gene Ontology annotation, molecular function: N-acetyltransferase activity. The coding region runs from base 1 to 864 and encodes 287 amino acids. NCBI's taxonomy places the organism in Eukaryota, Choanoflagellata, Craspedida, Salpingoecidae.
AUGGCGACGACACAAGUUGCAAUCCGAAAUCGCGCGGGCGACACCCGAAACGUCGUCUUCUUGCCCGACCUGCCCAAGGAGAAGCAUGCCGAGGUGCAUCAGCUCAUGACGACAUGCUUCUCCCAGGCCGAGCCCAUGUCCAAGGCCUCGGAGCAAUCACUCACCACCAUGGGUGCCUUCUCUCGGGAUACCCUGGCCAAAGCGGCCAGUAGUGCCGCACAGCAUUACUCAGCCGUCGCCCUCGAUCCUGCCACGGGCCGCACUGUUGGAUUCUGCGUGCAGAGCACGCUUGAUCCCAAUGUCGAGGACCCAGCCGAAUUGCCUCCUGGCUGGGAUGGCAUGGCUCCCAUCAUGGACUUUUUGACCCGCCUUGAUAAUGUGCUGCGUGCCAUGCUGCUACAACCGGCCGACUGUGGCCAGGUAGCUGAGCGUUUGGCUGCAGGCCAGGCCGCUCCCCAGGGUUUUGGAGAGACAACUGUUUUUAGCGCUUCUCCAGCAGUAGAUGCCGCCUGCCGUGCUGCUGCUACUGCUUUGCGCCAAAACACUCUUGGGCACACCUUCAUGAUUGGCAGCUUUGAGGCCGGCCUCACUCGUCCACUGGUGCUCGCAGCCCUCCGGGCCAUGCGGGACGCUGGGAUUCACGCUUCGUGCGCUGAAACCACCAGUCCAGCCUCAACUCGUCUACUCAUGCGUUGCGGCUUCGUCGAGGUACUACGUAUACCCUAUGUUGCGGCCCGUGACGCGCGCCUCGCGGCUCUGCGUUGGCCGCAACCGGAUCUGCUCCUACCACCAGACAUUGCGGACCCACAUCAAGCAUUUUGUCGUGGUAUGCUGAUUGACCUCACCACCGCCAACCUCGACUAA